This is a messenger RNA of Mus musculus (house mouse), 4959 nucleotides long. RefSeq names its product cilia and flagella associated protein 251 (gene Cfap251). Gene Ontology annotation, cellular component: motile cilium; sperm flagellum; sperm midpiece. The coding region runs from base 206 to 4105 and encodes 1299 amino acids. NCBI's taxonomy places the organism in Eukaryota, Metazoa, Chordata, Mammalia, Rodentia, Muridae. The record is from RefSeq and is a predicted model, not a curated record. Gene Ontology annotation, biological process: flagellated sperm motility. The transcript has 22 exons.
AUGGACAGGAGCCCCUGGAGGUCUCUUGGGAUUUCCCGAGGCUGGACGACCCAAGGCUUUUGAGAAAAGAAGUGGGAGCGUCCCUGAAGGGACCAGAGCUGCUUCUGCCCAUUUCGACGUGUUAGCACCUCAGGAAGCCGGCACAGGAAAUAGAGGGACCUGCUGAAUCUACGUUAAAAUUUCUGUAGCGGAAACUACAGAAGAAAUGUCAGAUACAGAAGAAAACCCCCUAGAAGAAUCAAGAGAAAGUGGAGAGAUGGAGGAGGAGAAGGAGGAGAAGAAGGAGGAGGAAGAGGAGGAAGAGGAGGGGGAGAAGGAGAAGGAGGAGGAGGAAGAGGAGGAGAAGGGGAAGGAGGAGGAGAAGGAGGAGGAGAAGGAGGAGGGGAAGGAGGAGGAGAAGAAGGAGGAAGAGGAGGAGAAGGGGAAGAAGGAGGAAGAGGAGGAGGAGGAAGAGGAGGGGAAGGGGAAGGAGGAGGAGAAGGAGGAGGAGAAGGAGGAGGAGGAGAAGGAGGAGGAGAAGGAGAAGGAGGAGGAGGAGGAAGAGGAGGGGAAGGGGAAGGAGGAGGAGGAGGAGGGGAAGGAGGAGGAGGAGGAGGAGAAGGAGGAGGAGGAGAAGGAGGAGGAGAAGGAGGAGGAGGAGGAGGAGGAGGAGGAGAAGGAGGAAUAUAAUCCAAGUUUUGAAGAAGAUGCUCUGCAGCAGAGCCUAACUGAGGGCUCACUGUCAUGGGAGGAGUCUCAGGAGGAUGGAGAGGGGCUGGAGGAGUGGGUGGAGAAGGAGGAGCAGAGAGAGGGAGAGGAAGUGAGAGGGGAGGAAGAAAGUGAAGUGAGAGGAAGGGAAGAGGAAGAGGGAUGGGAGGAAGAGAAGAGCGGUGAAGAGGAAAAAAGUGAGGAGAGCGAGAGAAGUAAGGAAAGGGGAGGUGAGGAAGAGGGCCAGGAGAAGGAAGAGGCGGAACAUGAGGGGGAAAGGGAGGAGGGAAGAGAAGAGGAAGAGAAAGAGAAGAGUGUGGAGCGGGAGGAGGAGGAGGAGGAGGAAGAUACUGAGACAACUGAGACAAAAGCUGGACGAGCCAAGGAGGAAAAGAAAGAGAAGCAAAACAAAACAGCCCUGGUGGACAAUAUUGUCAUCAGCCAUGAGCCACCCAGGUCAAGCUCCUCCCUGGCUGAUAGUCCAGAAGUAAGCCAGAUUUACAAAGAUAACAGUAUGAAAGUGGAUGAUACCGAGGAAGCCAGCCAGAAGCCUGAAGACAUUUUAGCCCAAGGAAAAGAUGAAGCAAGACUCUCCCUGGAAGAAAGACGAAAAUUAUUCCAGUCCAAAGGACUGAGUGCGGAGGAGUCACUGGUGUCUGUCUCCACAGAGGACACCUUAUUCCAGAAGGAGGAGGACUCCAAGGUGUACCCUUUGAGCAUGACCUGGUCCUUUGGCUGGAACAGUUCGCUCCCUGUCUACUACAUGCGGGAAGACAGGAGAGUCAUCCUUUACACCUGUGCUCACACCGCCAUCAUGUACGACGUCGUCAGGAACACCCAGUACCAUCUGCAGGGCCACCCUAACAUCAUCUCUUGCCUCUGUGUUAGCGAAGACAGACGAUGGAUUGCCACAGCAGACGAAGGACCAGACUGCCUCAUAAUUAUUUGGGAUUCCUUCACGGGAAUCCCCGUGCACACCAUAUUUGACAGCUGUCCAGAAGGUAAUGGCAUGAGGUCAAUAGCCAUCACCCGUGACUCCAAGUUUCUGGCCACCAUCUCAGAUUCUGCAACCCAGAAAGUUUGCAUCUGGAAGUGGACUUUGGCAGUGGAGACGCCCGCAUGCACACUUGAGCUUCCCAAGGAGUAUGGUUUUCAGGAUAACCUCGUCUUCAACCCAGCCAACAACAAAGAGUUGGUGAGCAACAGCAAGACUCAGGCCAUCUACUACUGCUGGUUUGAAGACAAGGGUAUACUUGCUCACAGUGCCCCGGUUUUAACAGAGAAAACGUUCAACAAACUUGUGGGGAAAUUUAGCCAGUCUGUCUUUCACUUGAAGUUACCACAAGUACUGUCGGCAACAAAGGAAGGGAAGCUGGUUGUCUGGGACAUACACUACCCAUCUUCCACCUCCUCCUCCGCCAUCUCGGCCUUCCCUUUCAUCAAGCCUCGUAAACUGGUCCAUUUACAGAAGGAGGCCAUCACGGUGCUCAUGACAAUCGACAGCUACAUUGUCACCGGUGACAUUAAGGGCAACAUUAAGUUCUACGACCACACCCUCUCCGUGGUCAACUGGUACAGCAACUUCAAACUGGGCGCCAUAAGGACUCUGUCCUUUUCAAAAACCAUACCAAGCCUGCCAACCGAGAAGUCCAACCUCCCCACAGACUGCACUCUAAGAGGCGACCUUUUCGUUGUCAGGAAUUUUAUCAUUGGGACGUUUGACGCCACCGUGUACCACAUGACCGUGGAUGGCACCAAACUUGAGAAGCUCUUCGUGGAACCCAGGGACGCUGUCUAUGCCGUCUCCUGCCACCCAUACCAACCCCUCAUCGCAGUCGGGAGUGUCUGCGGGAUGAUCAAGGUGUGGGACUUCGAGAAGAAGGUCUAUCUGUUCAGCAGGACCUUCGAGAAGGGGCUUGGAGUCCAGUGUCUGACCUACAAUCCCGAAGGAGCCCUGCUUGGAGCUGGAUUCACCGAGGGGACAGUUUAUAUUCUUGAUGCGAUGUCUUUAGAAAAUGAAAGCCCGGAGCCCUUCAAAUAUUCCAAAAGCAGCGUGUCCCACUGCUGCUUCUCACACGACUCCAAUUACAUGGCGACAGCCGACGUCAACUUCACUGUGGCCGUCUAUAUGGUGGUGGUCAAAAAUGGACAAAGGGUCUGGGAGUAUUUGGCAAGACUUCGCUCUCACCAAAACAGCAUCCAAAGCCUCCUGUUCGGCGUCCACCUGGACAGCAAUGAGCCCAGGCUGCUGAGCCUUGGGAAAGACAGAUUCUUGAUCGAGUACAAUCUUGUCAAGAGCUGCAAAGACCACCUGGAUGUCCUGGACGUUCACCGGACAGACCAGGGCAACUACCCGACCUGCAUGAUCUGGUACCCGCCGCUCACCAAGGAACUCUUCCUGCUCAUCUGCAACAGCGGCUACAAAGUGAAGCUCUUCAAUGCCACCACGAAGAUGUGCAGAAAGACGCUCCUUGGACCGGCGUAUGGGUCGCCUAUUGAGCAUGCGCAGGUGCUCCCCGUAAAAUCCACGCUAGAGCUGCAGAAGCGAUACUUGGUGUUCAUUAACAAGGACAAGGUUGGACUCCAGAUCUUACCAGUUGACGGCAACCCCCACAAAACAUGUGCUAUCGUUUGCCACCCAAACGGGGUGGCUGGGAUGGCCCUUUCCUAUGAUGGCCGCUUUGCCUUCACAGCCGGAGGCCAAGAUCGCUCAGUGGUGCAGUGGAAAAUUAACUUAGGGGCCCUGGAGGCUGCCGUUUCCCUUGGGGGUGAAGACUUGACCCCGUUCUAUGGUCUGGUGUCUGGUGGCAGGGAAGGAAAAUUCUACAGGGAGUUGGAGGACUAUUUUUACUACUCUCAGAUCCGCAGUCAAGGUAUCGAUACAAUGGAGACCAGGCAGGUGUCGGAACAUAUUUGCCUGUCGGAGCUUCCUUUUGUCAUGAGAGCGAUCGGUUUUUACCCGUCAGAGGAGAAGAUUGAGGACAUGUUUAAUGAGAUCAAGUUCAGCGAAUACGUGGAGACCGGGAAGCUCAUCGACAAGAUCAACCUCCCGGAUUUCCUCAAAGUUUACCUUAACCAUAGGCCACCUUUCGGCAACACUAUGGACGGCAUCCAGAACAGCUUCAACGUGCUGGGUUACACCAAUUCGGAAGGGAAAAAGGCCAUUCGGAGAGAGGAUUUCCUGAACUUACUCCUCACCAAAGGGGAGCACAUGACAGAAGAAGAGAUGAUCGACUGUUUCUCGACUCUGUUUGGCCUGACUCCGGAGGGGUGGAAAUCGGAGCCUGCAGCCACCUGCAUCAACGGUCCAGAAAUCUGCCUCCAGAAAGAGCUUCCCGAGGAAAUCACUGCAGAAAUAUUCACCACGGAAAUUCUUGGCUUAACCCUUUCCGACAGCUCGGAACAGCUCAUUCAGUGACGUCAUUGGCGAUGCUGGCAGCACAAAGGGCUCCGUGUGUGCUUGCACAUGUGUGUGCAUGUUCCAAGAGGUGUCCCCUUUUCUGUCCAUGCCCACCCCCCACCACCCCCAGCCUAAUCUUUGGAGCAUUUUAGACAUUAAAAGCAAAUUUCUCUUAGGCAGUGGAAUUCACAGAGUUGGACAUUGCACUGUCUGUGAAAGAGAAGAGUAGGCGGAAGCGAGAACAGGCCUGACAGCUGGAUCGCCAGGCCUGAAGGAGCCUCAGCCAGCAGAGUCUGUGCUGCAUGGACGUCAUAGCCAGCCGCUCAUACCCCGAAACUGGGGUGGGGUGGGGGGAGGUGUUCUGGGCUCCUGGGAGUGCCAGACUAUUUUACUUCCCAGCAAAACACCCAAGCAGUUGUGUGUGGCCAUGACAGCAAGCAUCACCAGUCAUGCCUAACCCCGGUGACAACUGCCAAAGAGAAUGCAGAAGCAACCUGGGUCCCGCAAACUGCAGGUGGCCCAGAAGCCACGGGGUCCUGCUCCUGAAGGAUGCAAAUGGCAGAUGCUGCUUCACCCCCUCACUUUCUGCCAGGCUUCAAUGCACACAGUGGUCAAAACCAGUGGACACUAGGGGACACAGCUAAGUUUGCAGUGAUGUCUUAUUCCUGCACUAUGGCAUAACAAGUGAACGCUACGGUCUACUUUUGUAGGUUUUCUCUCAGUUCUGAGGACUCUUUCCUGCCAGUGUCCCCAGUGAUACGUCUCUAUCACACUCUGUCCAGUGUGCCUGCCCACCCCCACCAGGGCCUUCUCAGACAACUGCGUUAAGGAAACAUUUCUUUAGGGGAAGGGAUUAAACUUUCUCUUCUCUU